AUGUGCGUUGAGCACAAGUCUGUUUGUCCAGUCUGUCGGAGACUAUACCUCGUCUAUGUCGCCUUCUGCCACGAAUGCUCGACGGUCGAUGUCCAAGUCCUGUCUGUCCAAAUAGCCGAGUGGGAGGCUGUCUGGUCAUUUAGACAACUACCCCUGGACGACAAGAAACUAAAACUUCUGACCGUUAUUGUCCACUUCUACCACCUGGUCGAUGCCUUCAUACUGUGGAAGGUCCAGGUUGUAUUUUUCAGCAAUACCUGGCGAAACGAAUCUGCUCCCAAGGUUAGCCUGCGAAAAGUUUCUUAG
Molecule: messenger RNA, 306 nt
Organism: Colletotrichum siamense
Lineage: Eukaryota; Fungi; Ascomycota; Sordariomycetes; Glomerellales; Glomerellaceae
Exons: 3
Coding region: 1-306 (101 amino acids)
Source: RefSeq, a predicted model, not a curated record